AUGGGAAACACCAUCGGUUCUGCGUCUUCUUCGGUGAAGCAGGAUGUGCCCGAGACGUGGUCGACGAGUUUUACGGAGGGCGACACCGCGGCGCACAAUUUUGAGGUGACGGGCUUCUCGCUGCUAGACGGCAUGGGCGCCGGCAACUUUGUCUCGUCGAGCACAUUCUUCGUCGGCGGCUGCGAGUGGGACAUCACGUUCUACCCCGACGGGUGGAAGGCGGGCGGUGGCGCCCACGCCUCCGCUUAUCUGCGUCUAUGCAAUGGAGAACUAGGGUUGCAGACCAACUACACCCUGAGUUUAUUGGGCAAGGAUGGCCAAGUGUUUGUGCAACGGAGCAUAGAACAUACCUUCCAGUCCGCAGGUAUUUUUUGGGGCUUCGAGCACUUUGUCCAGAAUUCAAAAAUGGAACAGUUCUUCUCCAAGAAGCACAUCGACGAUGACUGCUUCGCAAUCAGGUGCGUCUUGACCGUCAUCACACAACACACGGAGGACCAGAGCGUGGUCGUCAUCCCCCGAUCGGACCUCCACGACCACCUGGUAGACAUGCUGGAGGGCCGGGAAGGCACGAACGUGACAUUCAACGUGGGCGACCAGUUAUUCCACGCUCAUAGGUGCAUGCUGGCUGCACGAUCGUCGGUGUUCAAGGCGGAGCUCUUCACUGGAAUGGAGGAGAACACUACUCGACACAUCAAGGUCGACGAUAUGGAGCCUGCCAUCUUCCAGGCCCUCCUCCACUUCAUCUACACCGAUACCUUCCCACAUAACAGUGGUAUAGACAAGAAUGUGCCACUGGAACACUUGUUCGUUGCCGCGGAUUGGUAUGGCCUGGAUAGGCUUGCGACAAUGUGUGAACAAAGGCUAUGCAACAGCAUCGAUGUGCACACAUUUGCCACCACACUUGCCUUAGCGGAGCAGCACCAAUGCGUGCAACUCAAGCAAGCAUGCCUUAGAUUCAUGUCCUCUCAUGAUGUACUCAGUGACAUCCAGGAGACCGAUGGAUUCAAGCAUCUCAUAUCCAGCUGCCCUUCGGUUGUAGGGGGCAUCAUAAACAACAUCGCCGUGUGGUAG
Molecule: messenger RNA, 1071 nt
Organism: Triticum dicoccoides
Lineage: Eukaryota; Viridiplantae; Streptophyta; Magnoliopsida; Poales; Poaceae
Product: BTB/POZ and MATH domain-containing protein 3-like
Exons: 3
Coding region: 1-1071 (356 amino acids)
Biological process (GO): protein ubiquitination
Molecular function (GO): protein binding
Source: RefSeq, a predicted model, not a curated record